ACCGCGCGAGGUCUCCAAUGUCAAUUCGGAGUUUGCCCGUUACUCCUGUCGUGGUGUCGUGUCGACCCUUAAUUCAAUUUAAUUUUAAUAAUGAGGAUCGCCGUGGAAGGUUGUGCUCAUGGCGAAUUAGAUAUUAUUUAUGAAACUAUACAGGAGAUUGAAAAAAUAGAUGGGAGGAAGAUAGAUCUCCUUAUUUGCUGCGGCGAUUUUCAAGCUACCAGAAAUUUAAGCGAUUUAGAAUGUAUGGCAGUUUCGGACAAAUAUAAAGAUAUAUGUACAUUUUACAAAUAUUAUUCGGGUGAGAAAAAAGCUCCAGUGUUAACCAUUUUCAUUGGCGGUAAUCACGAAGCAUCAAAUUAUCUUCAGGAAUUGCCAUAUGGAGGAUGGGUUGCGCCUAAUAUUUAUUAUCUUGGAUAUGCAGGUGUAGUACAAGUGGCUGGAGUUAGAAUUGCAGGACUUUCAGGUAUCUAUAAGAGCCAACAUUGGAUGCAAGGGCAUUAUGAAAAGCCUCCGUAUACUGACAGCACUAUACGAAGUAUAUAUCAUAUCAGGAAUUUGGAAGUCUUUAGAUUAAAACAGCUCUCUGGCAAAAUUGAUAUUUUUCUGUCACAUGACUGGCCAGCAGGUGUAACAAAAUAUGGAGAUGAAGACGCAUUAUUAAAACGAAAACCAUUUUUUAAAGAUGAUAUAGAAAGCAAUACACUUGGUAGUCCUCCAGGUAUGGAAUUGUUGGAACGUCUUUAUCCAUCUUACUGGUUCUCCGCGCAUUUACAUUGUAAAUUCGCGGCGCUCAUUCCCGAGAAGGGAGGGGCACGAGUAACGAAAUUCCUAGCGCUGGAUAAAUGUCUACCAAAACGAAAAUUUCUUCAAGUAUUGGAAGUACGUUCACAGGAGGAUGGUCUAAUACAAUUGGAUUACGAUCUCGAAUGGUUAACGAUACUAUACUUAACGAAUCAUUUAUUGAGUGUCAAGAGCAAUAUUCACUACAUGCCCGGUCAGUACGGCGUCGGCAGGUGGACAUACACGCCCACUACGAAAGAGAAACAAACUGUGUACAAGAAAUUUAACUCCAAUUUACAAAUUCCUCACAACUUCACUCAAACCGUCAAACCAUACGAUCCGCAUGAUACAUACAUGCGAAUUGAGCAGCCACGAUUGCUGAUAAACGAUCAGACUACUCAAUUUUGUCAAAUUGUGUACAAACCGAACCAAAUUGCAAGAAAUUUAAACGUCGGAAUUAUUCUGUAUAUUCUAAUACACUCUAACUGUGAUAGUGUUUUUUUAAAAUACAUAUUUGUAUCAAUUAUCUUGAACGCAAAAAUGGACAAGUUGACUAUCAUCUCGGGGAUAUUGUUUUUGCUGGCGGACAUUUCUGCCAUAAUUAGCAUUGCCAUGCCGGAUUGGAUCAUCACCGAUGUCGGCGGUGAUACAAGACUGGGUCUCAUGUGGUCAUGCAUGACCUUGUAUAACAGACCACAAGUUUGUUACAAGUCAGAUCUGCAAUCAGAAUGGUUGAUGGCACUAGUCUGCAUAUUUGUAGGUUGCAUUUUGAUAACGGCAACUAUAAUAUUACUGGUCAUUUCACAUUGGGAUCGUAGUGUCAUUCCUUAUGCACGUUGGGUAGGAUUUGGCGCAAUGGUGCUAUUCUGUCAUGCGGCAGUUAUAUUUCCCAUGGGGUUCCAUAUUGACGAAAUCGGUGGGCAACCAUAUCAAUUGCCUAAUUCACAUCAAGUUGGAAUCGCAUAUAUUUUAUUCGUCCUAGCACUAUGGAUCACAGUUAUCUCUGAACUUUUUGCUGGCAAAGUUUGUUUGCCACAUUUUUAGCAUUGUUCCGUAGUACAAGUAUUUAUUAAUUAUAUUCUUUUGACAUUUACACUUAUACUAUUUGUAUAUACUACUUACACUUAUAAUAUUAUAUACAUUAAUGAUAUAUAGAAUUUAUCUUGUAUAAGGAAUAAUGUUAUAUAUGUACAACGUUAUAUUUUAAAUGGGUUGUGCAUGAAAUUUUGCUAUAACUUCUUAUACUAUAUGCCAAGUAGAUUAAAAUACAGGAAAGAUUAAUUGCAUUGACAUUAGAGAGAAGAUUCCUUCCAUCAUUGAAUAAAUCUUCCAUAAAAAUAUAA
Molecule: messenger RNA, 2123 nt
Organism: Formica exsecta
Lineage: Eukaryota; Metazoa; Arthropoda; Insecta; Hymenoptera; Formicidae
Product: lariat debranching enzyme-like
Exons: 8
Coding region: 91-1824 (577 amino acids)
Biological process (GO): mRNA splicing, via spliceosome
Cellular component (GO): nucleus
Molecular function (GO): RNA lariat debranching enzyme activity
Source: RefSeq, a predicted model, not a curated record